This is a messenger RNA of Penaeus indicus, 849 nucleotides long. RefSeq lists its product as uncharacterized. Bases 1 to 849 code for a protein of 282 amino acids. Gene Ontology annotation, molecular function: nitrile hydratase activity; nitrilase activity. Gene Ontology annotation, biological process: detoxification of nitrogen compound. The transcript is spliced from 2 exons. NCBI's taxonomy places the organism in Eukaryota, Metazoa, Arthropoda, Malacostraca, Decapoda, Penaeidae. The record is from RefSeq and is a predicted model, not a curated record.
AUGCCAAAGACAGUCAUUGCCGCCCUGCAGAUCGGGACAAGCCCUGACGGUUCUGCAGCCACCGUUGAAAACAUUCUCAAGUAUGAACCUGAGAUCCUAGAGACUGGCUGCAAGUUGACGCCUGAGGGGCAGAGACGAAUUCCUCAAGUAUUGGAAGCAGGCGGUGACAUCCCGGGCCCCGAAGUGGACUCUCUCUGCAAGCUGGCGAGGAGAGUGAAGACCUUCAUCGUCGUGGGCGUCGUCGAACGGGGCGGCUCCACGCUGUACUGCACCGCCCUCUUCAUCUCGGACCAGGGUGAGGUCGUCGCGAAGCACCGGAAAGUGCUUCCGACGGCCAGCGAGCGGUUGAUCUGGGGCCGCGGCGACGGCUCCACUUUGCCCCUCGUCAAGACACCCGCCGGUCUCGCUGGGGCUGCCAUCUGCUGGGAGAACUACAUGCCCCUCCUGCGCUACGCCAUGUACGCCAAGGGUAUUCAGAUCUGGUGCGCGCCCACGGUGGACGAAAGGGACAUCUGGCAAACGAGCAUGAAGCACAUAUCCUACGAAGGACGCACGUUCCUGGUGAGCGCAUGCCAGUACCAGCCUCCCCCCACGGAAGAGAUGUGUGCAGCUUUGGGGCUGCCGGAGGGUAAGCCUAUAAUCCGAGGCGGGUCCGUCAUUUACUCGCCGAUGGGAGAGGCGUUGGCCGGCCCUGUGUACGACAGGGAGGCGCUGCUAAAAGCCGAGAUCGACCUGGACGACAUCAUUCGAGCUCGCUACGACAUGGACGUCGUUGGCCACUACGCUCGGCCUGACAUCUUCCAGCUGGUGGUGGACGAGAAGCCCAAGAACUCCAUGGACUGCCAGUGA